AUGACACCACCAGGGAAAACGGUGGGAAGGCAUUUCGAAUUUCAUGAAGACCAAGACUACAGUAAUGGUAACAAUUCCCACUUCUCACAAUAUGGCCUUCUGCGAGCUAAUGUGAUCGAGCAGGUUCAAAGCUACUACCAGCGACACGUUGACUCGGGACAGGAAGACUUCGAGCGCCUUCUGUUGAUUGCAGAGGAGAAGAAAUCCCGCGGCGAGCCAACUGGCCCUCUCCCUGUGCCUAGUGUCGCUCCUAAGCGGCGUUAUGAAGCAAUAAUCCCUCCAGCACCUCGCAUGAUGACGUUGAAGACCCCACUGGAGCAGGCGAACACGUUGAUCGAAUACCUCCGGAGAGAGUUGACCCCCCUCUGUGAGGAAUAUCUGGCUGAUCCACCCGCCAGCCCGAGGAAGCUGGAGUUUGAGUACCGCAAGUUGAGCGAGACGAUUUUGGCGCGUGUGAUGUUGAAGGCCGAUGGGAUCGAACCGCGAAACGAGACAGUCAAGAAUGCACGCAGGGCUCUUAUAAGGGAAGCUCAAGCCUUAUUGAACCGACUGGAUCAGGUUGGGAGGCCACAAUCCUAA
Molecule: messenger RNA, 579 nt
Organism: Penicillium cataractarum
Lineage: Eukaryota; Fungi; Ascomycota; Eurotiomycetes; Eurotiales; Aspergillaceae
Product: BAG family molecular chaperone regulator
Exons: 2
Coding region: 1-579 (192 amino acids)
Molecular function (GO): protein-folding chaperone binding
Source: RefSeq, a predicted model, not a curated record